Molecule: messenger RNA, 1974 nt
Organism: Jaculus jaculus (lesser Egyptian jerboa)
Lineage: Eukaryota; Metazoa; Chordata; Mammalia; Rodentia; Dipodidae
Product: serine/threonine-protein kinase/endoribonuclease IRE1-like
Exons: 3
Coding region: 389-700 (103 amino acids)
Biological process (GO): mRNA processing; intrinsic apoptotic signaling pathway in response to endoplasmic reticulum stress; IRE1-mediated unfolded protein response
Cellular component (GO): IRE1-TRAF2-ASK1 complex
Molecular function (GO): protein serine/threonine kinase activity; RNA endonuclease activity
Source: RefSeq, a predicted model, not a curated record
GUGAAGUUGGAGAGUGAGCCUCCUCCUGACCCAGGGCUGGAACCGUCAUGCCAUAGUGUGUUGGAGGCGGCGCUGGGAGCUCAGGCAGGACUCCCUGCGGGGUCGGAGCGGGUUCCACCUCCAUGGGUGGCUCUGAAGGCUGAGCUGGGCUGGGCUGUGACCCUGGAGAUGGCUCCAUGUUCGCAGGGAGUUCUACAGGCCGAGAUGGGGUCAUUUGCUGAGCUGUGGAAGGCUGCACCUCCAUGGUGGGAUCUAGAGGCAGACUUGGGAUCUCCUGCUGAGUCGAAGCAUCCUCCUCUUGCGGGGGCUCACUUGCUGGUGGUGCGGGCUCUUGUUGGACUGGAGAAGAUUCAGCUGCAGGGGAGUCUGGAGGCUGGAAAGAGAAGUCAUGCUGGACUGGAGAGAAUCCAGCUUGCCUGAUCUACGUAAAUUCAGAACCUACAAAGGCGGCUCUGUCCGAGACCUCCUCCGAGCCAUGAGAAAUAAGAAGCAUCACUACCGGGAGCUGCCCGGGGAGGUGCAGGAGACGCUCGGCUCCCUGCCCGACGACUUCGUGCGCUACUUCACCUCGCGCUUCCCGCGCCUCCUGUCGCACACCUACCAGGCCAUGGAGCUGUGCAGCCGUGAGAGACUCUUCCAGCCCUACUACUUCCAUGAGCCCCCGGAGCCCGAGCCCCGAGCCACUCCAGAUGCCCUCUGAGCCGGGCAAGCCCUCUGGUCUGUGACUGCGGGCCUGGCCUCUGCGUUCCCGAGCUGGAUGCCCGCCAGCUUAGCAGGGAGACCAAGCUGCCCCCACCAAGUGCCUUGAGCUGCCACUCUGCAGCUAGCAGAGGAUAACGCUGACCCUCGCAAGUGGGAGCGGGGACCCCUCAUGACCGCGGGGAGCUGAGAAGACGGCAGCCCAGAAGCUGUACAGGCGAGGACGUCUGCAAAGGAGGACCCGUCCCAGAGCCACGCAAGGAGCACCAUCGCCCUGUGCUGGAUGAACUCGCUUCGGCUCUCGUAUCUACCUAAAGUUCCUGCUGUUGGCAGUCCAGGGCCCUUCAGGAAGGGCGCAGAGGAAUUCUGGCUCGCUGUGUGCUAGGAGCAGUUAGGCCGAGAUGCAGUACGCUCAGCCUCUGCUAAAAGUGGCUCAAGAAGCAGCAGGGUGCUCAAUACGGGGCAUUCAGAGGUGUUGUGAUGGGGACAGGGGGCACCUUAUUGAUCACAGAUGUGCCCAGAGCGCCCAUGUUACCUCAAGCAGCAGAGCUGUGGGCACCGGCAGGUGAAGUUAGGGACUGGCCGCUGACGCACGUGGACGGCGGGGAUGUUGUGGGUGUCUGGCGGUGAACAGGUGCAGCGCUGGCCCAGGGCACCAGUGGCCUAAACAGUGGCCAUGGUGGAUUGCGUUGUUGGCCUCUGGGGCUAGACGUGAAGAGUUCCUUGGCCAUCAGUGAGGGCAUCCAAGACUAGACAGAAAGGGACAGGCCUUCAGGACCAGAGGGAAACAACCAAAUUGGAGCAUCCCAGCCACCUGGAGAAAGAUCUGAGCCAGACAGAAGAGGGCGAGCAAUGAGGUCCCUCUGUCCCUGAGGCCAGCAGAUCAGCACACACCUUGCGAGUGGGAGCUGUGGGGUGAGUCCCAGGACCAGAGUCGCUGUGGGCUUCCUGGGUCAGCUUGUUUCUCCUGGCAAGUUUUAGUGACUGUAUUUUGAUCAUACUGAAGAAAGCUAUAUAAUAAGUAAGCUUAAACUUAACUUGAAGCUUACUCGCAAAGAAGCAAUGCAAGACGUAAUAGUUUUCCAUUUUGUGCCAUACCAAAAUAUCGCCAUCCCCUCAAGAAUGUAGAACAUUCUCUAAUGCAGAAGACUAAAACAGUAUAGCAACACUAGGUAAAUUUUGCCAAAGUAAAUUAUAUCAGUACCUUUCCCCCUAAAAUUAAUAUAGUUUUUAACUUUAGUUUUAGUCAAACUUCCUGUCUUCUCCCCCCAGGGC